Messenger RNA from Mya arenaria, 2265 nucleotides. Its product is annotated as deleted in malignant brain tumors 1 protein-like. The record is from RefSeq and is a predicted model, not a curated record. Lineage: Eukaryota; Metazoa; Mollusca; Bivalvia; Myida; Myidae. The transcript has 15 exons. Gene Ontology annotation, cellular component: membrane. Bases 1 to 2265 code for a protein of 754 amino acids.
AUGUUAGCUAUCCAGGCAGGUUCACGUGCUAUCAGACUACGUAACGGUACAACGCAAUUACAGGGGCGUGUUGAAGUACUUCACAAUGGAACAUGGGGUACUGUCUGUGGGGAUGGUAUAGACACAAACUUUGCCAAAGUCGUGUGUCGACAGCUCGAUUAUGCAACUCACAAUGUGACGUUACGUUCACAUGCCUAUUUCGGUGCAGGUAGUGGCGAGAUUUGGCUGGACAAUGUUACUUGUCAAGGAAACGAGACUGUGAUCGACUUGUGUAUGUUCAGCCAAUGGGGUCAGCACAGCUGCGGACAUACAGAAGAUGUCGGAGUUAUAUGUAGUGCAAGUUCUAUAAGACUACAUAACGGUGCAACGCAAUUGGAGGGUCGUGUUGAAGUAUUCCACAAUGGAACAUGGGGUACGAUCUGUGGCUAUGCAAUAAACAUUAACUUUGCCAAAGUCGUGUGUCGACAGCUCGGAUAUGAUACUGAUAAUGUGGCGGUACUUUUGAAUGCCUAUUUCGGUGCAGGUAGUGGUCAGAUUUGGCUGGAGCAGGUUACUUGUCAAGGAAACGAGACUGUGAUCAAUUUGUGUAUGUUCAGACCAUGGGGACAGCAUUACUGUGGACAUUAUCAAGAUGUCGGAGUUAUUUGUAAAGCGUGCUCUGUACCGGACGUAAACGAUGCUUCCAAAGAUUCUGGGGCAGCGAUUGCUUACAACACGACCGUUACAUACACAUGUGCAGUAGGUCAAAUCCAUACUAAUGGCGAUUUAGUAAGGACAUGUCAAGCUGACGGCCAAUUGGAUGGUAUUUCUCCAACUUGUACUCGAGGUUCACGUGCUAUCAGACUACGUAACGGUACAACGCAAUUACAGGGGCGUGUUGAAGUACUUCACAAUGGAACAUGGGGUACUGUCUGUGGGGAUGGUAUAGACACAAACUUUGCCAAAGUCGUGUGUCGACAGCUCGAUUAUGCAACUCACAAUGUGACGUUACGUUCACAUGCCUAUUUCGGUGCAGGUAGUGGCGAGAUUUGGCUGGACAAUGUUACUUGUCAAGGAAACGAGACUGUGAUCGACUUGUGUAUGUUCAGCCAAUGGGGUCAGCACAGCUGCGGACAUACAGAAGAUGUCGGAGUUAUAUGUAGUGCAAGUUCUAUAAGACUACAUAACGGUGCAACGCAAUUGGAGGGUCGUGUUGAAGUAUUCCACAAUGGAACAUGGGGUACGAUCUGUGGCUAUGCAAUAAACAUUAACUUUGCCAAAGUCGUGUGUCGACAGCUCGGAUAUGAUACUGAUAAUGUGGCGGUACUUUUGAAUGCCUAUUUCGGUGCAGGUAGUGGUCAGAUUUGGCUGGAGCAGGUUACUUGUCAAGGAAACGAGACUGUGAUCAAUUUGUGUAUGUUCAGACCAUGGGGACAGCAUUACUGUGGACAUUAUCAAGAUGUCGGAGUUAUUUGUAAAGCGUGCUCUGUACCGGACGUAAACGAUGCUUCCAAAGAUUCUGGGGCAGCGAUUGCUUACAACACGACCGUUACAUACACAUGUGCAGUAGGUCAAAUCCAUACUAAUGGCGAUUUAGUAAGGACAUGUCAAGCUGACGGCCAAUUGGAUGGUAUUUCUCCAACUUGUACUCGAGGUUCACGUGCUAUCAGACUACGUAACGGUACAACGCAAUUACAGGGGCGUGUUGAAGUACUUCACAAUGGAACAUGGGGUACUGUCUGUGGGGAUGGUAUAGACACAAACUUUGCCAAAGUCGUGUGUCGACAGCUCGAUUAUGCAACUCACAAUGUGACGUUACGUUCACAUGCCUAUUUCGGUGCAGGUAGUGGCGAGAUUUGGCUGGACAAUGUUACUUGUCAAGGAAACGAGACUGUGAUCGACUUGUGUAUGUUCAGCCAAUGGGGUCAGCACAGCUGCGGACAUACAGAAGAUGUCGGAGUUAUAUGUAGUGCAAGUUCUAUAAGACUACAUAACGGUGCAACGCAAUUGGAGGGUCGUGUUGAAGUAUUCCACAAUGGAACAUGGGGUACGAUCUGUGGCUAUGCAAUAAACAUUAACUUUGCCAAAGUCGUGUGUCGACAGCUCGGAUAUGAUACUGAUAAUGUGGCGGUACUUUUGAAUGCCUAUUUCGGUGCAGGUAGUGGUCAGAUUUGGCUGGAGCAGGUUACUUGUCAAGGAAACGAGACUGUGAUCAAUUUGUGUAUGUUCAGGACCAUGGGGACAGCAUUACUGUGGACAUUAUCAAGAUGUCGGAGUUAUUUGUAG